GAAACAUAAGAGAUCAUACAAACACAGAAAAUGAAGCCACUUUCAGUUGUGAAGGCAUGCCUCAUACUACAUCUAGCCAUUUCAGAGAAGUGCACUGCUUCACAAAAACAGGAAUAUUUAAUUCAAGGAUCAUCAGGGCAGGACAUCAUCCUGGGACAUGGGCUAGAAGUCAACUCAACCGUUGAGAUUGCUUGGGAGUUUGUAACAAAAGAUGGUAAAGAGUUAGUAGUUGCAAAAGCGAACAGACAGAAUGUCAAAGUGUAUACAAAGUUCUUAGAUAGAGUGAUUGUAAAUAAUACUCACUUUUUAUUGACAAUAAAAAAUCUGACAUAUCAAGACACUGGAACCUACAUAGGACGUCUUACAUAUGAAAGUGGGGAAAUCCAGAGUGUUUCCUACAAAAUUUCAAUUAGAGUUCUAGCUAAGCCAGAGCUGCAACCACGGCUUAACAAUGCUACAACAACCUCAUGCAGCAUCUCUGUUACAUGUUCCCUGAAGAAUGUUACCUCCAACAUUACCUGCUUAUAUCAACAAAACACUGUUGUAUGUGAUAAGCCAGAUAUUCAGUCACAAAACAAUGGCCGCCAAGAAAUUCACCUGGAAUUUACAGUCUCCGAAGACAAUACCACACUGGUAUGCAACAUUAGCAAUGAAGAUAGCUGGGGCUGGAAUGGCAUACUCUUUGAAGACGUCUGCCAAUUGGACAAAAAUGAAAACUCAAAUUACCAGAUUUUACUAUGUAUUAUGGCUUUUGCUGUCCUCAUCAUCAUCAUCUUGGCAAUCAUGAAAGCAGUUUCAAAGAAAAUCUGUCAAGAACAAAUAAUACAGAAUGAGGUCAAAGAAGAAGUACCUGGCAUACAGAUGACUGAGGUAAAUUCAGAAAUAACAACAGUGUAUGACACGGUGAAAAACUACAGCAAACAUCCUGACAUUAAUGACGAACCUUCAUCUUCAUUAGAUUCUCCGACUUCCAUUUCACUGUAUGCUACAGUUCAGCGGCCUCAACACAUAACAAACAUGUCUGAAUCAGCAAAUAAUAAGUUCAAUAAAUAAGAUGCUGAGCUUGGGACAAUGCAAAUAUGUCAAAGUUUUUGGUUUUAAAAGAAGCCUUGGUUUGGAUUGUUGAUUAUAUUUCAUUGUUGGAUUCUUUUGAAUAAGUCACUUUUAAAUAAUAAAAGUAUGUAAAAUAUCUAAUUUUGACGUUUCUAUUGAUAACAUGAUGCCAUUUCCAUGAAAAAUUGUAAACUGUAGUCUGUGAAUGUUGUGGAUUUGUUAAUGAUAACAUUAUUAAGUAAGAAGAAAACAUACCCAUUGUGGAAAAUUGGGGGUGUUCUUCAGUUGUUCCAGAUCUUAGCGUCUGCUAAAUGAUGUAAAUGUAAUGUCAAGGAGGCCAACACUCUCUAUAUUCUGUUUUCAAUCUUAAAAUAAACUAAGGGUAAUUACAGGAAUGUCACACAAGUACAAAAUGAACAGGAAGAAAGAAAUGACUCUGGGCUCUGAUGCAUACCUGGGUGAUUGCUCUGUCUGGCAUGUGAGUUCUCUAGUCCAUUUUUCUGCCAAAACAACACAGCCAAGUUCUGCUCCCUCACCUUCCAUACCCUGACCUCUCUGCUUCCCAACAGUUGAGCCCUUACCUCAGGCUCCACUCUUGACUCUGGGGUAAAGUCCGGAAUGACCAGGUUUAAGAAAGCUGCUGGGAAUAACUUCUGGGAACAACCCUGACUCUCUUGUUAAAAUGUACAUGACUUGUUUAAAUAUUUUUAGAAAAUAGAAUACCUUUCUUGUGUUUAAUCAAAAAACAACUUAUAUAAUCAACAAGCAAAAAAGAAAGUGGUCAUCCUAUUGGUGCAGUUUGUACAAGGAAUUUCAUUAGCUGUACAUAUGUAAAUAAUAAUGUGGACCAUUAACAAGUAUGCAUAUUUUAACUAUAGACUAAUGUGGUGUUGAUACUGUAAAAUUACUGUAAUAAAA
Molecule: messenger RNA, 1971 nt
Organism: Erpetoichthys calabaricus (reedfish)
Lineage: Eukaryota; Metazoa; Chordata; Cladistia; Polypteriformes; Polypteridae
Exons: 6
Coding region: 31-1053 (340 amino acids)
Source: RefSeq, a predicted model, not a curated record